Molecule: messenger RNA, 2472 nt
Organism: Danio rerio (zebrafish)
Lineage: Eukaryota; Metazoa; Chordata; Actinopteri; Cypriniformes; Danionidae
Gene: tas1r2.2
Product: taste receptor, type 1, member 2, tandem duplicate 2
Biological process (GO): sensory perception of taste; G protein-coupled receptor signaling pathway
Cellular component (GO): membrane; plasma membrane
Molecular function (GO): G protein-coupled receptor activity
Source: RefSeq, marked provisional
AUGCUUCCAUGUUACUCACUCCUUUUGGCCUUUAUUAACGUCGUUUCUUGCUUAGAAUCAGAGUUCAGCCUGAAGGGAGAUUACUUAUUGGGUGGGCUUUUUCCUAUACAUGAAGGUAAACCUGCAACACAUCUGUUCACCCCAGAAGCCAUUGAAUGUUUCAGAUACACUUUCUCAAAAUCUGGCUAUCAGAUGUUGCAAGUGAUGAGGUUUGCAGUUGAGGAGAUUAACAACUCCACAACUCUUCUUCCCGAUGUUUCUCUGGGCUAUGAAAUCUUUGACCACUGUUCUGACACAAAGAAUUUCCCUUCAGUUUUAAGUUUUAUCUCAAAAAAUGGAUCAAUAAAACCUAAAGUAAAACUCAACAACUACGAACCUGAAGUGAUUGCUUUAACAGGGCCAUAUGGAAGCACAACCACUAUAACUAUUGCACCGUUGAUCACAAUGGACCUUAUUCCACUGGUGAAUUAUGGAGCUUCCAGCUAUUCGUUGAGUAAUAAACUCAUGUACCCGUCUUUUGUAAGAACGGUGCCCAGCAACAAAGACCUGAUACAUAUGAUUAUUCAGAUCAUACAGUGGUUUGGAUGGAACUGGGUCGCCUUUCUUGGUGACCAAGAUGAUUAUAGUGAAGAUGGCUUAAGGCUGUUUAACACGUUUAUAAGCAACUCUGGCAUUUGUCUGGCCUAUCAAGAGGCUUUGAGCCAAAAGACAAACUACAGUCUAACGUUUGAAAUGAUUGAUAUGCUUAACGUCAAUGUCAUCGUUGUUUUUGCUGAACAGCAGUAUGCCAGCAACAUUAUCAAAGCAGCGAUAGCAAACGACGUUCGUGACAAAGUAUGGAUUGCGAGUGAAACAUGGUCAAUGAAUCAGCAGCUACCAAGGGAGCCAGGGAUUGAGAAAAUCGGUACAGUCAUUGGCAUUACAGAGCGAUUCUUGUCGUUACCUGGAUUCAAUGAAUUCAUCUAUAAAGAAAGGCGAUCAGUUGAUGAUGCUGGUCAUAAUCAUGGUAUGGGUGAAGUCAAAAGCCAGACAUGUAAUCAAGACUGCGAUUGCUGCACAUUGUUGACUGCAGAGGAGAUUAUAACUGAAAAUCCAACAUUCACUUUCGGUAUCUAUUCGGCCAUAUAUACCAUAGCUCACGCACUGCAUAAAGUCCUGCAGUGUGACGUGAAUGUUUGUGACAAAAACACAACAGCUAAGCCUUACAUGCUUCUUGAACAAAUAAAGAAGCUGGAUUUCCCACUCAAUGGCCGUCAGGUGAAAUAUGACGCAAACGGUGAUCCAACUAUCAGCUUUGCGAUCAUACUCUGGCAUACUGAAACAGAUCCUCCACAUUUUGAUAAAGUGGGCAUGUUUGAUACAUAUCCUGAAGUAACUUUUACCAUCAACAACACUCUCUUGCCCUGGCAUAACAAUGUUCCUUUCUCAAACUGUUCUGCUGAGUGCAAGGAAGGAUUUGCAAGGGAACACGAUAGAUUUCAUACUUGCUGUUUUCUGUGCAAAAAAUGUCCACGGAACAGCUAUGUGGAUUAUACUCGGGACCCCUAUACAUGUUUUCCAUGUGCUGAGAGUGAAUGGUCUGAUGAGGGCAGCAUAGCCUGUAAGAAUCGUUCUGUUGCCUACCUCCAGCUCACAGAAGCCUCCUCCAUCACUGUUCUGUUUUCCGCCACAUGCCUAAUGACGGUCCUCAUUGCCAUAUUUGUCCUUUUCGCCUGCAAUUACAACACACCUGUGGUCAGGUCUGCUGGCGGUAGCAUGUGUUUCUUGAUGUUAGCAUGUUUGAUCAUGUCUACCUUAAGCGUGUUCUUCUUCUUCGGAGAACCAACAUUUGAACAUUGCAUCCUUAGAAAUGUCAUAUUUGCAUAUUUCUUCUCUGUUUUUCUUUCCUGCAUGGCUGUGCGCUCCUUUCAAAUUGUUUGCAUUUUCAAAAUGGCUGCCAAGUUUCCUAGCAUGCACAGCCUUUGGGUCAAGCACAAUGGGCAGUGGCUCUUUGUCGGGUUUUUUUCAAUCAUUAAUAUAGUUUCUUGCAUGCUGUAUAUGACUGUCUCACCUCCCAAGCCCUUCAGAGACUCGGUAACCUUUAAAGAUCAGCUCAUUCUCAGCUGUGAGAUUGGGAACACUGUAACUAUUAGCAUGGUUAUGUUUAUAGCAUGGUUUCUCGGUUUCCUUUGUCUCGUAUUUUCGUACAUGGGAAGAGAUCUGCCUAAGAAUUACAAUGAGGCAAAAUCGAUAACCUUCAGUCUCAUCCUGUACUACCUGAGCUGGAUUGUGUACUUCACAACAUACCUCAUGCUUAAAAGCAAAUACAUUCAGCUUGUUAAUGCGAUGACAGAGUUAUCCAGCAUUUAUGGAAUUCUCUUCAGCUACUUCAUACCAAAGUCUUACAUAAUAAUAUUCCAACCACAUAAGAACACUCCGGCAUACUUUCAGACAUCUAUUCAGAGUUACACCCAAACCAUUAGUAGAACUUAA